Jatropha curcas is the source of this 3197-nucleotide messenger RNA. The record is from RefSeq and is a predicted model, not a curated record. NCBI's taxonomy places the organism in Eukaryota, Viridiplantae, Streptophyta, Magnoliopsida, Malpighiales, Euphorbiaceae.
CCCACACCAUUUUUGCUUAGUUCAUAGUUAAGUUCCUAAUACUUGUUACAGAGAAGGAAAGUAAUAAUAGAGAGAGAAACGGUGGAGGCUUUCCUCUUUUUCUCCGUCUGUCCGUAUCUUUUCUUUCACAUUUUUCUAGCUUUUCUUUUUUCUUCUGCUACUUCUUUUUUCCAGGUCUUUCCGCAGUUCUUGAAGCACUUUGUCAUUGCUACUGGUCAGCUAAUUUUGCAGCCAAUUCUGCUUCUACCAUUAGCCGGCUUCUCUUUUAAGGCCCUUGCUUUUCUCUAUUGGAAAGUGAGUUUAUUAUUGAUGUUGUGGUGGAAGAGACAAUUGAGAUAAAGAUCAAUGGGAAUGAAGAGAUCUGGUGACGAGUACUUGAAUUUGGAGAUCUAUGCGAAGGUCUUUGUCGGGUUUGUUUUGAUCUGCGCAGCAACAAUUUCGCUUGGAGAUACUAAUCCCGCUGAUGUUGCUGCAAUUAAUAGCUUAUACGCUUCACUGGGAUCUCCUUUACUGCCCGGGUGGGUUGCUUCUGGGGGAGACCCAUGUGGUGAAGGUUGGCAAGGUGUUGGCUGUCAGGCUUCAGAUAUAAUGUCCAUAGUUCUUAAUGGUGCUAAUUUGGGAGGAGAGCUUGGCAAUGACUUGAGCAAGUUCGCUUCUAUCAGAUCAAUAGACUUGAGCAACAACCGUAUUGGGGGUAGUAUUCCGUCCAAUCUGCCAGUUACAAUACAAAACCUUUUUCUUUCAGCAAAUAAUUUCACUGGAAGCAUUCCGGAUUCACUGUCCUCUUUGACUUUGUUGACAGCCAUGUCUUUGAACAACAAUUUCUUAAGUGGAGAGAUACCAGAUUCCUUUCAGUCCCUGACCGGGUUGAUCAAUCUAGACUUAUCCAGUAACAAUUUGAGCGGGCAACUGCCUCCUUCUUUUAAAAGUUUGAUUCGUCUUACAACUUUACGUUUGCAGCAAAAUCAACUGUCUGGGACCCUUGAUGUUCUGCAAGAUCUUCCCCUGAAAGAUUUGAAUAUAGAGAAUAACCAGUUCAACGGACCCAUACCUGAUAAGAUGCUGGCCAUCCCAAAUUUCAGAAAAGAUGGUAACCCAUUCAAUGCUACCAAUGCACCACUACCUGCGCCAACAUCUCCAUUGACACCGCCACCAGUUUCAGUGCUUCCUGGCUCGCCAUCUACACCUUCAUCUGGUGGCUCGCCCUCUACAACUUCAUCUGGGAAAACACCUGGCAAACAGGUUGACGGGCCGACUUCAUCUCAGGAAUCAAGUUCUGGAGGAAAAAAAUUUCUAACUAGUAAAAGAGUAGUUUGGAUAUCAAUUGCUGGUGUAUUGUUGUUUGUAAUUUUGGCAUUAGGCCUAGUGCUUUUCAUGCCAAGGUGUAGCAGAAGAAGGAAGGAGGCUGGCAGAAUUUUCAAGCAGCAUCAGGUUGGUGUAUGGAAAGGCAACAGAGAGAAUCCAAGGGACAACCGCUCCUUGGUCCCGUCAACUAAUGAAACAGAAAACGUUCCAAAGGAGGCUAUGGUACAGCCAAAGGAGGAUCAUCCAAAGCCAACCAUUGUGCAUGAGAGAGUUGUGCCUCGACUACCAAAGCGGGAUGAUUAUGCGAUAGAUAUAAGCAGAACUAUAAGCAGAGAAGAUUCAUUUUUCAUGGACCCUCCUCCCCCCCCUCCACCACCACCACCGCCACCACCUCCUCCUCCUCCUCCUCCUCCUCCUCCUCCUCCACCACCUCCUCCACCACCACCACCACCUCCUCCUCAACCGCCUUUGGGAGAGGUUACUGUUACUCCGAUUCUGCCUGUAGAAGUAAAUGCAGUGAAGCCUCCCACUAAAGCUCAGAACCCUCUCAUUUCUGCCAGGUCUUUCACCAUUGCAUCCCUUCAGCAAUACACAAACAGCUUUUCUCAAGAAAAUCUUAUAGGAGGAGGCAUGCUGGGCAAUGUUUAUAGGGCAGAACUUCCUGAUGGGAAGCUUCUCGCAGUCAAGAAACUGGACAAGAGGGCUUCAACCCAAAAGGAUGAUGAGUUUAUUGAACUGGUAAACAAUGUUGAUCGGAUCCGACAUGCUAAUGUUGUUGAGCUUAUGGGUUACUGCGCAGAGCAUGGUCAAAGGCUUCUAAUCUAUGAGUAUUGCAGUAACGGUACACUGCAAGAUUUGCUACAUUCAGAUGAUGAGUUGAAGAGAAAUCUAUCAUGGAACACCCGUAUCCGGAUGGCACUUGGAGCUGCCAGAGCCUUAGAGUAUUUGCAUGAGAUUUGUCGGCCACCUGUUGUACACAGAAAUUUCAAGUCUGCCAACAUUCUCCUUGAUGAUGAUCUUUCUGUCCAUGUAUCAGAUUGUGGUUUGGCUCCACUAAUAUCAUCAGGUGCUGUUAGUCAGUUGUCAGGGCAUCUGCUAACGGCUUAUGGCUAUGGGGCUCCAGAAUUUGAGAAUGGAAUUUAUACUGCCCAGAGUGACGUUUACAGCUUUGGAGUAGUUAUGUUAGAGCUCUUAACAGGUCGAAAGUCCCAUGACAGGACACGAAAUCGAGGAGAGCAAUUUUUGGUGAGAUGGGCAGUGCCCCAGCUUCAUGACAUUGAUGCAUUGUCCAGGAUGGUUGAUCCUUCUCUCCAUGGACAAUAUCCAGCCAAAUCAUUAUCACACUUUGCCGAUAUUAUUUCUCGGUGUCUUCAGACUGAGCCAGAGUUCAGGCCUCUCAUGUCUGAGGUUGUUCAGGAUCUGACAGACAUGAUAAGGAGAGAGCGUCCCAGCAACGAAUCAAUUGGGGACUGACAUAAAUUAUGAACAUAGGGCUCGUAAUCUAAGUUUGUGAAUGCAAAGGUGCGGAUAUUGAUAUACGCCACAACUCAACACAAAAUGAUGCCUUUGCCCCUACUGUAAACAAAGACCUCAUACUAACACAUUCAAUUGCUCAAAUCCUUCAAGGAAAUCAGCUACUAUCAUAUGCUGACAAGCAAAAUGGGCUACCAAAAUGAUGUGCUGAGGACUCCAAUCCGAACAAUUCGAUACUUGUGGUCAAUUUAUUUGGUGAUUCUAUCGUUGAUUAAAUUAUGCAAAGUCUUUGUAACUGCACAAAAUUAACUAACCCGAUUGUUUUGCAUUGUUAUUUGUUGCUAAUUCUUGAUAAUGAAAUUUUGUCUGUAAUUUACUGUAUACAUUAGUGACACUUCUGUUAAUCUGUUUGACAAGGA